Penicillium mononematosum is the source of this 2094-nucleotide messenger RNA. RefSeq lists its product as uncharacterized. Bases 1 to 2094 code for a protein of 697 amino acids. Gene Ontology annotation, cellular component: endoplasmic reticulum membrane. Gene Ontology annotation, molecular function: ergosterol O-acyltransferase activity; hydrolase activity. Gene Ontology annotation, biological process: ergosterol metabolic process. Lineage: Eukaryota; Fungi; Ascomycota; Eurotiomycetes; Eurotiales; Aspergillaceae. The transcript is spliced from 7 exons. The record is from RefSeq and is a predicted model, not a curated record.
AUGCAGAAUGAAGAAGAACCAGAAUCCAUCGAGACUGAGCAAGGUCAAUACUUGCUCACUGCAGAGGAUGCCGAGCUUUUACAGGAAAUUCUCAAUCACAAUCUCUCAAAUCAGUCGGGUGAGAAACGGAAAUUCAGGUUCCAGGACCUGAAUUUCACCCGACAAUUGAGUACUUUUCAAAAUUUGGGGACGACUGCCCCCCAGUUCCAUGGUUUUUUCGUUCUCUUCUGGAUGGGGGUGACCCUGAUGUUGUUCAGGCUUGCUGCCAAUAAUUGGAGAACCUAUGGCAGCAUAUGGGGCAAGAAUGAGAUUAUCCGUCUCAUGAUGGAUAAAGAUGUCAUGGUUCUCGGCCUGACUGACUUGCUUCUUUGUUGGUCCACGGGGUUUUGUCUGAUACUACAACGAGUGGUUCUCAAGGGAUACGUUCGCUGGAACGGUCUUGGUUGGCUCAUUCAGAAUAUCUGGCAAACUACAUAUCUUGGAGUCGUUAUAUGGUGGACAUACCAUCGCGAUUGGCCGUGGACACACACGGUCUUCAUCGUAUUGCAUUGCUUGACUAUGCUGAUGAAGCAACACAGCUAUGCAGCCUACAAUGGCUACUUAUCGGAAAUGUAUCACAAACGAAAUAUGCUGAAAGCAAGUCUUGGCCAAACCAAAGCCAAAGAAAGAGGAUAUGCUACCUCCGCCAAAGCCAAAAAGGGGCACUCUUCUGCAGUCGAUACACAACUCAAUGCUGAGAUUACAGAUCUCAAGAGGAAAGACCGUAGUCGGCGCUCUUCUGAUCUCCAAAACUAUUCUCGAUCCCAUGAAACCGACCAGCUUUUAUCUCUUAUUAGAACAAUCGAGACCGGUGUGCCACUUGAACCGAACCAGGUUAAAUCCCUCCGAGAACUGCUCGAGCAGGAGAUCGAGGUCUUAUCUGAGGGAUUAAAGGGGCGGUGUUCACUGACCAACAAUCACUAUCCUCAAAACUUGACAAUAGGAAAUAUCUGCGACUUCAUGUCAUUGCCCACAUUGGUUUAUGAGCUUGAAUAUCCCCGGACCAAGAGGAUUGACUGGUUCUAUGUCGCAGAGAAAACACUCGCCACAUUCGGCAUCAUUGUGGUUAUGAUUGCAGUCUCUCAAUCGUGGAUAUACCCGGUGGUAAUGGACACGGUACGUAUGAAAGAGGAGGGAAUGACCGCGCAGCAGAGACUUCGGGAAUUUCCCUGGGUUCUCGGUGACUUGCUUUUCCCGUUCAUGAUGGAGUAUCUACUGGCAUUCUAUGUGAUCUGGGAAUGUGUUCUCAAUGCUAUAGCCGAGAUCACCAUGUUUGCAGAUCGAGGGUUCUAUUCCGAUUGGUGGAACUCUGUCUCUUGGGAUCAGUUCGCACGGGAUUGGAACCGUCCUGUCCAUAACUUCCUGUUUCGGCAUGUAUACCAUGGCUCCAUCAGCGAAUACCUCGAGGUCUACAUUUCACGGCCCGAGCGCUCUAACAAGCGUUCCAUCCUGUUGCUUACCGAUGUAAUUGGUCACCGCUUCAUUAACGCGCAGCUUAUUGCAGACCAGCUAGCGGCAAAUGGCUACCUGGUCGUCAUGCCAGACCUAUUCCACGGUGACCCGGUGCCGUUGAACAACCGCCCUGCUAGCUUCGAUCUGAUGACCUGGCUAAAAGGCCCCCCAGGUCAUCUGCCAGACCGUGUAGAACCCGUGGUCCGGGCGAUACUAACGGAAAUGAAGUCCAAAAUGGGCUGCGAGCGGGUCGGUGCUAUCGGAUAUUGCUUCGGGGCAAAAUACGCCGUACGACUACUCCAGCCAGGCUUCUGUGAUGUCGCCUAUGUGGCACACCCCAGUUUCGUCGACGCAGAGGAAUUACAAGCAAUCAAAGGCCCGCUGUCCAUUGCUGCGGCUGAAACCGAUUCAAUCUUUCCCACCUCGAAGCGCCAUGAAUCCGAGGAUAUCCUGGCCAAAACAGGCCAGCCGUACCAGAUCAACUUGUUCAGUGGCGUUGAGCAUGGAUUUGCUGUCCGGGCAGAUAUCACUAAGCCGACCAUUCGCUUUGCCAAAGAGUCUGCCUUUUUGCAGGCAGUUGCAUGGUUUGAUCAGUACCUCUAA